AUGCCAUGGUUCCAUCAGCAUGUGCCUGUUAAAUUGAGUGCAGGAUUUCUAUGCCUCCUUCUCGUAUGGAACUUGGCUGCAGGCAUAAAAGGAGAAAAUAAGAAGGAGAAGAGUGUGCCAGUGCUGGCUACUGCAGAGCUGCCUGCCAAAUCCGUUGAUCUGGCUGCGAUUAACCUGACUGAACUAGUGAACGGAAUGUUAAAUACAGCUCUCAAAGGUACCAAAAAAUUCUUCUCUUUGCUGAGCAUUACCUCUUACAGCUCGUUUGCCUUCCACAAAGUUUCGGUCGCCAUUUAUAACAUUUCUAACCUGAAAAAUGUUGACCCCAGCAAGUUCCCUAUGAGGUAUUGCUACUGUUUAAACAACAUGACAAAUGACUUAACAGAUUUUACAGCUUUACUUGUUGAUAUUAUUGGAAACUCCACCAGUUACCUCACAGAAAUUUUCAAAUCAACCUCCAUUGUCUCAGUGAGUCAGAGCAAUGAUUCAGACUGUAUCUAUAUCUGCGUGAUGGCAGGCCGAACAGGCAGAAAUAUGUCUGACUUUUGGGAAAUGAUAGAGAAAUCUCCUGUUAUUAAUUACACAUUUUCCAGUAAUAUGUCUGCGCUCCUGGAUAUAGACUCAAUUCUUCCCAGCUUAAUGACCUUACGAGAAGACCCUGACAAGAUCAUGGACGAGCUCCCUGAAGACAUUUGGACAUUUAAAACGACAAGGAUGCCUUCCUGGGAACAGACUGUUGCAUGGAAAGGAGAUGAAAUCCUCUCUACAAGAUUUCCCACAUGGCCAAAGACUAUUGGUUUGAAAGGAUCUGGAUUUCCAAUUCUACAGCUGCCCUUGUGGUUACAGACAGAUGCUUCAAAAGGACAUGGCACUACAAGGCCGCCUCCUACUACCAUGGAAAGCUAUGAUAUUUUACCCCAAAUGCAGCCAUCAACUGAAAUGUAUCCAUUCUGGACACAGCCAGCUUCUCCUGAAGUAACCAAAGUAUCUAUCCAAACGGAGUCGGAUCUGCCUUCAUUAUUGUUGUCUACCCCUGUAUACAAGCCUGAAGUGUUACCAAAACUGCAUACAGCUUCCAGAUGUCCACAGGCAACUCUUAAAGAGCCAUCCAUGAACUCCCCUCCUGUUACCUUUAUGGCUCAAAAGAUCAAUCCUUGCGUGAUGGAGCUGUGUAAAUUUUUCCAGCAGUGCCUUUGUGUCAAUCAAAGAAGAAAUUCAAGAAAAGAAGCCAUGAGGUACUGUAUUGAAUACUAUUCCUGGUUCUUGAAAAAUGCAACUUACGUCUGUGAAAGGGUCAAAAGAAUGGCUUACUCACAAACGUUAAAACAAAAAUGCCUUACAAACAUCUGUAAAUCUGUCUAA
Molecule: messenger RNA, 1362 nt
Organism: Terrapene triunguis (Three-toed box turtle)
Lineage: Eukaryota; Metazoa; Chordata; Testudines; Emydidae
Gene: HHLA1
Product: HERV-H LTR-associating 1
Exons: 15
Coding region: 1-1362 (453 amino acids)
Source: RefSeq, a predicted model, not a curated record